AUGGAGCGUAUACAGUCGUUUACAGCUGUAUACGAAGUUCGUAAUCGUCGACCUGGGUUAUUUUUAUUUUCAGGUUCAAAACUCGAUAUUCAUAUGACUAGUACUGAUCGUAAAUUUCCAUAUGACGAAGAUGUAAUUGUGGUAGCUCAAGCUUCUCCUAAUUAUAAGAUGCAAAUUAAACAUUUUACUAAUAUUGGAAUUUUUACAAUUGAUGUUGUAAAAAUAUCCAGCUCGUUAAAAAAACUAUGUUACAAUUCAACAAGCAUUAAAGAAGAACACCCCAAGAGAAAUACCAUUAUUAUUCUUGCUAAACGCUCGAUGGUUUAA
Rotaria sp. Silwood2 is the source of this 327-nucleotide messenger RNA. The record is from the annotation of a GenBank genome assembly. NCBI's taxonomy places the organism in Eukaryota, Metazoa, Rotifera, Eurotatoria, Philodinida, Philodinidae.